Molecule: messenger RNA, 2055 nt
Organism: Oncorhynchus masou masou (cherry salmon)
Lineage: Eukaryota; Metazoa; Chordata; Actinopteri; Salmoniformes; Salmonidae
Product: fibrous sheath-interacting protein 2-like
Exons: 10
Coding region: 223-1449 (408 amino acids)
Source: RefSeq, a predicted model, not a curated record
UGUGCUUUAUGGAGCGGGCACACCAUAAAUAAGCCUGUAGACUAUAUCAGUAGGUUAAGGCUACAAUAUCCUUUCAUAGUGUUUAUAUCAGUACAACAACAUAGGUCUAUCAGAUAGCGGACGUUUACUUGAGGGCAUCGGGCAUACCUUUUCUGGAGACACAGGAUAAUCAAGUUUCAGUUAUGACAUCACUUGUUUACAAUAUUAGUCAAUACACCUACUAUGUCAAAAAGUGCGGGCAAAGAAGAAGAAAAUGGGUUACAGGAAGCCCCAGAAAGGACAUUCCCUGUAUUCUUCAGAGGAAAGCUGGGGGAGAAGCUCCAUCAGGAGACCCCAGGGUUUGACCUGUUGGACCCCAACAUGAGAGUCAUAGAUGUUAGUUAUAACUGCCUCCACGACAAACACCUGAAGAGUUUUUUCCGCCAUCCGGAAAGGAAGAAGCGGCUGGUGAAGCAAGGCCUCAUCACCUCAAAUGAGAAGGUGCUGUGUACGUGUAAAGAGUACAAUCGCUACAGUAGCUACAUCAAGUCAGUUCAGUUGCUGUGGGAGAAGCAGUGCUGUGCCCAGCAGAAAAUGCUUUUGAAGCAGUUCCUAGUCUUGCAGCAGCAAGGGGAGGUUCCGUCCCACAUCUCACUGACGGAUAUUAGAGAUUGGCUCAUUGCCAAGGGAAGAAACUACUUCAAGAACACGUUUCAGAGUGAAAUGGAAGAGGGGAAGAACCUUCACUUGGCCGAACUGGCUUGGGAUGUGAAACGACGCCUCAGGCUUAAGGAGCUGGAAAGAGAAGUGUGCAGGGAGCUGCGCCUGGAGCGCCGAAUCCGCUGGUCGGUGAUUGGACAGCCUGGUAGCCAGAUGGGAGAUUGGAGACCCCUCGGCAUGGAGACACACACACCUCUGGGAAUGGACUCUCCCUUCAGACACUCCACCUCCUCGAUGGAUACUCUUUCCAGUCACAUCUCGACUGAGAACCUCGAGGUUGCUAGGCUACAUACUGCCAGACCACAUAUUGCCAGACCACAAACUACCAGACCACGUUCUGCCAGACCACCAACUGAAAGACCUAGCAGUGACUCUGAUCACUCUGGAACCUUGUCUUCUGUGAUGACCUGCUCACCACAUUCAGCUAGCCCGUCAGUGCUACUGGCCAUCUUGAAACCCUCAGUUUCCAACCCAUAUGACCGUGAGACCUCAGACCUUGAAGACUCAUGCAGUAAUGAUUUGGAGGAUGCGGAAUCUGAGGGGGUGCAUUAUGCCACCGGCAGAAAGUCCAACAUGAGCAUCGUCCUUACAGACACUACAAACCAGCCAGAGAUGUACAUUGCUGUGGAUUCUACACCUAUGAUUAAAUUAUCCAAGAUGAGAAAAGGCAUCCGGGACUUCUUCUGGGGAGUCCAGAAGGCCUGGAAACGCUUGGUCACCUGCAAGUCCUCUGGGUCCUCUGAUGGGUAGCCUGGAUGACGUGCAGCCCAUGUCAGUUGCUUUUGCCAGGCUACAUCUGAGGAGGACACCACAACUGGCCUCAAUACAACAUUUGUAUUUUUGUUGUUCAUUUCUGUUUUCAUUUUGAAUCCCCUAAUGCUGCUAUAUUUGAACCAGGCUGUCAGUGGACUAGCUUACCAUUAGUUUAUACUCCUUAAGGAAGAUCCACUAUAGGCUACUCAACACCAAAAUUCCAUCUGGGUCUUUUGAUCCCUUAUUAGCUCCAACUCCUGUAACUAGGAAUGUGAGCUUCUAAAUGUCAUUCAGACAUCUACAGCUUCUCCUGUGAUUAGGAAGAUAAGCUAAGAAGCCCAACCAAUUGACUAGAUGUGCUGUACAUCUGAUGCCAUCUCCCUAUUGUAAUCAUUGAGCCACGUCCAUUGCAGCCUCUAAAUUUGAUGUAGAUAUUUAGCCUAAAUUAAAAAAUGACAAGGAGGGAAGGCCGACAGCAGCUUCUACUCUUACGAUUAGGAAAGUGGUGCUAAACCUUUUGGGCUUUGAGGAACUAUGUAUUUUAUUUUUCAAUCACUUACAUAUUUUUUAAUGGUUGUUUUAAUAAAGCAUUUGUAUUGCAGA